AUGGAUGAUACAAUAUCAGCUGGUGAUGACCAUAUUCAUGAUCAACAUGAAUAUCCUAUUGAUUAUGCAGACGAAGAUCAAGAUUUCGAGUUAUCUGAUGAUGAUUCUCUACAUAAUAUCGAUUUUGAAAUAGACGAGAAUACCAAUCUAAAUCUAGAAAAUGAAAACCAGCUCUUUGAUGAUGAUGCAGAUGAUACUAUAGCCGAUGAUAAUAUUGAUUUACCGAAAGCUUAG
This is a messenger RNA of Lactuca saligna, 234 nucleotides long. The record is from the annotation of a GenBank genome assembly. Lineage: Eukaryota; Viridiplantae; Streptophyta; Magnoliopsida; Asterales; Asteraceae.